GAGAAGGAGAUUGCAAAAAGGCUGGGGAUCAGCCAGCUGCGCUACUGUUGUUGGCUCAACACAAGUAGCCUGGGUGGGAAGGAAAUAGGGGGCAACGGAGAGAGAGAGAGGACAGUUGCCAUCGGCCGAGUGAACCAGCUGACUUUUUCUCCCCCUUUACCUGAUUCCUCUUCUCCCACAUCCCCGCCCCCAGCUUUGCUUCUUGCCGGCUCCUUUCUCCUUCUAUGAAGAGGAGGCGGUUGGGGGGUUGAACAGGACAGCCUGAGAGCCAGGAGAGCCAGCCGGCGUGGGACUAAAAAGCCAAGGGGUCGCCGGACAACAAGAAACCUUCCUGGUACCUCUGGGUUGCUGCUUCUCUUUCCAACCAGGGUGGCUUGGGUGUGUUGACUUGAAAUCGGCUGCUUGCUUUAGGAAACUGAAUCAAGAAGUGUGUCACAGAGGUGAACAUCAAACUGCCAACUUCAGCAGGUUCUCUCAGCACUGUUUUCCAAAACUGGCAUAGAAGCUUCCAGUCCUUCUCAAGAAAAUGGGGGCUGAUGGUGAAAAUGGAGUUCUAAGGAAUAUUUUGGUCGGUCUCAACUUAAUGCUUCUAGGAUCCAUCUUCAGACCCUUUGAGUGCCGAUUAGAAGUAAUGACAGAGAGAGUCAAAAGACAAGUUACCGACGAGGAAGGUGGCUUUGCCAACUACACAUCACCUGUCAAAGAGCAACCCAUGGUCUUCAGCCAUAUAUACAACAUUAAUGUGCCUCUGGACAGCCUCUGCUCAACAUCCCUAGAGGCUUCAUCUGACCCGGAGGUGAGUUCGGAAGAUGACCGGAUGACGGAAUACACCGAGCAGACCUCAGACAGUGAGAGCCAGGUCACCUUCACCCACAGGAUAAAUCUUCCCAAACAGACUUGCAAGUGCGCCGCCUCUUCCCGGGACAUACAGGAGCUGCUGAGCAGGAUUGAGAUACUGGAGAGGGAGGUGUCCAUGCUCCGGGACCAAUGCAACUCCAAUUGCUGUCAAGAAAAUGCAGCCACAGGGCAGCUGGAUUACCUCCCUCAUUGUAGUGGUCACGGCAAUUUCAGUCUGGAAUCUUGCGGCUGCAUCUGCAAUGAAGGCUGGGCUGGGAAGAACUGCUCAGAGCCCCUCUGCCCCACGGGCUGCUCAAGCCGGGGUGUGUGCGUUGAUGGCCAAUGCAUUUGUGACAAUGAUUAUAGUGGGGAAGAUUGCUCAGAGGCCCGCUGCCCAACUGACUGCAGCUCUCGAGGACUCUGUGUGGAUGGAGAAUGCAUCUGUGAAGAAGGUUUUUCUGGAGAAGACUGCAGCGAGCUGAGCUGCCCCGGAGACUGCUCGGGGAAGGGGAGAUGUGCCAAUGGAACUUGCAUCUGCCAGGAGGGUUAUGUUGGGGAGGACUGUGGGCAGCUGAGGUGCCUCAAUGCCUGCAGUGGCCGUGGAUUCUGCCAAGAGGGCCUGUGCUCUUGUGAAGAAGGCUACCAGGGGCAAGACUGCUCAGCAGUUGCCCCACCUGAGAGCUUGCGAGUGGCUGCCAUCAGUGAUAGGUCAAUUGACCUGGAAUGGGAUGGGCCAAUGGCCGUGACGGAAUAUGUGAUCUCCUACCAACCAGCAGUGCCUGGGGGCCUGCAGCUUCAGCAGCGGGUGCCUGGGGACUGGAGCACCGUCUCUAUCAAGGAGCUGGAGCCAGGCAUGACGUACAACAUCAGCAUCUAUGCUGUCAUCAGUGAUGUGCUCAGUGUCCCUGUUGGUGUCAAGGUAGCCACCCAACUCUCCACUCCACAGGGUCUGCAGUUCAAAACAAUCACAGAGACCACAGUUGAGAUGCAAUGGGAGCCCUUCUCCUUCUUGUUUGAUGGCUGGGAAGUCAGCUUCAUCCCCAAGGACAAUGAGGGCGGUGUCAUUGCACAGCUUCCUAGCAGUGUGACAACCUUUAAUCAGACGGGCCUGAAACCAGGUGAGGAGUACACUGUCAAUGUGGUAGCCCUCAAGGAACAAGCCCGGAGUCCGCCCACUUCAGCCAGCGUUUCAACCUUAAUUGAUGGGCCAAGCCAAAUACUGGUGCGAGAUGUCUCAGACACAGUGGCCUUUGUUGAAUGGACUCCACCUCGGGCAAAAGUGGACUACAUUCUGCUGAAGUAUGGCCUAGAGAAUGGGGAAGGCGGAAAGACCACGUUCCGGCUACAGCCCCCCCUGAGCCAGUACUCCAUGCAGGCACUACGACCUGGAUCACGAUACGAAGUCUCCAUCACAGCCAUCCGUGGGACCAAUGAGAGUGAUGCUGCAGUCACCCGCUUUGUAACAGAAAUUGAUGCUCCCAAAAAUUUGCAUGUGGUCUCCCGGACAUCUGACAGCCUGGAACUUGAGUGGGACAACAGUGAGGCAGAGGUGGAGAACUUCAAGGUAGUGUACAGCACUCUGGCUGGUGAGCAGUACCAUGAAGUGCUGGUGCCACGGAACACAGGUGUCACAACCAGGGCCACCCUUAUGGAUUUGGUACCAGGAACAGAGUAUGGAGUGGGGAUUUCAGCUGUAUUGGACGGCAAGCAGAGUGUUCCAGCUACCAUGAAUGCAAGGACUGAGCUCGACAGCCCCCGUGACCUCAUAGUGAAGGCUUCCACUGAGACAUCGAUCUCUGUGUCCUGGACCAAAGCCAAAGGCCCCAUUGAUCACUACCGGGUCAUCUUCAUCCCUGCCUCAGGAAUGGCAUCCGAGGUUACCGUUGCCAAAGACAAGUCUGAACUUACACUAUCAGACUUGGAACCCGGGACAGAGUACACCAUCUCCGUCAUUGCAGAAAGAGGCCGUCAGCAGAGCCUUGAAAGCACAGUGGAUGCCUUUACAGGGUUCCGACCAAUCACGCAGCUUCACUUUUCUCAUGUGACUUCCUCCAGCGUGAACAUCACUUGGAGUGACCCCUCCCCUCCAGCAGAUAAACUGAUUCUGAACUACAGCCCCAAAGACAAAGAGGAAACCAAGCAAGUGAUGCUAGACCCCAACAAGAGACAUGCCGCCUUGUUUGGCUUACAGCCGUCAACAGAAUACAUUGUGUCCUUGGUGGCGGUGCAUGGCCUCAUCAGCUCUGAGCCCAUCAUGGGCUCCAUCACAACAGCAAUUGAUCCUCCAAGGAACCUGACCGUUGAUAACAUGACUACAGAUUCUGUGACCGUCCACUGGGCUCCUCCUACUGCAUCUUUUGAUCAUUAUAGAAUAGCCUACAAAUCUGCCCAAGGACGAAUGGACAGCAUUGUUAUUGCCAAAGGUGUCACAGAAUAUACCCUCAGCCACCUGCAGCAAGCCACUGAGUAUGAGAUCAACUUGAAGAGUGUACGGGGGAGAGAGGAAAGUGAGCCCCUCUCCCACAUCUUGUAUACAGCCAUGGACAAUCCAGAGAGUUUGACUGCCACCAACAUCACUCCAACAGAAACCUUGCUCAAGUGGGAGCCACCCAUGGCUGAAGUUGAGAAUUACGUCAUUGUACUUACUCAUGACACAAUUGCAGGUGAGACUAUUUUAGUGGAUGGGACCAACCAAGAGUACCAGCUUAUAAAUUUGCUCCCCAGUACCAGCUAUGGCGUCACGAUGUAUGCCACCAAUGGGCCUGUCACCAGCAGAACCAUCUUCACCAACUUUACCACUCUUUUGGAUCCUCCAUCAAAUCUGACAGCAAGCGAAGUGACGCGGCGGAGUGCACUCCUUUCAUGGCUUCCUCCAAUGGCUGAGAUCGAAAACUACAUCAUGACGUAUCGGUCACCUGAUGGAAGCCGAAAGGAGCUGAUUGUGGAGGCAGAAGACACCUGGAUCCGCCUAGAAGGGCUUUCAGAAAACACAGAGUACACAGUGCGCCUGCAAGCAGCUCAAGAUGCUGUGAGGAGUGGGUUCACCUCCACCAUCUUCACCACAGGAGGCCGUGUAUUUAUGAAUCCUCAGGACUGUGCCCAGCAUUUGAUCAAUGGUGACACGAUGAGUGGCGUUUACACCAUUUCCCUUAAUGGAGACCUCAGCCAGAGAGUGCAAGUGUACUGCGACAUGACAACGGAUGGGGGUGGAUGGAUUGUGUUCCAGAGACGACAGAAUGGGCUGACAGAUUUCUUUCGGAAGUGGGCAGAUUAUCGCACUGGCUUUGGAAACCUAGAGGAUGAGUUCUGGCUGGGGCUAGAUAACAUGCACAAGAUCACAUCACAAGGGCGCUAUGAACUGCGGAUAGAUAUGAAAGAUGGCCAGGAAACAGCAUAUGCCUAUUAUGACAAAUUCUCCAUUGGAGAUACCAGGAGCCUGUACAAACUCCGGAUAGGGGACUACAAUGGCACUGCCGGGGAUUCACUCACCUAUCACCAGGGGCGUCCAUUUUCCACCAAAGACAGAGAUAAUGACGUUGCGGUUACAAACUGUGCCAUGUCAUACAAAGGGGCCUGGUGGUAUAAGAACUGCCACCGGACCAAUCUCAAUGGCAAGUAUGGCGAGUCCCGACACAGCCAGGGUAUUAACUGGUACCACUGGAAAGGACAUGAGUUCUCCAUACCCUUUGUGGAAAUGAAGAUGCGGCCCUACAUCCAUCGCAACACCUUGGGGAGGAAACGGCGGUCCGUGCAGCUGUGAAGUGGCAGGAUUCCCUCUGGAUGAGCAGUCCUUUCUUCCUUCCUUCCUUCCUUCCUUCCUUUCCUUCCUUCCUUCCUGUCAUUUUUUUGUAUUUUAUAAUAUGAAAAGGGAAGAACAAAAGUAACCCUGAGGUACCAGCCUGCUCCACAUUGAGUGGCUGAGGGAAGUCAUGACGCCCCCCAGAGGGCUGGCUCACUUGGUAAGAGAACCACCUUGAUGCUUUGCUGUCAUUCCCAGUGGCUGAUUGAGUCCCUGUCCAGUCCCACCUCCACACUACAUGAAACAUGGAGGGUUUUUUGUUUUGUUUUUUAUCUCCUAUUGAACCUACUAGAAAAUGGCUUCAGUUAAGGUUUUCUUCCUAACUCACUUUCUGUUGUAAGGCGCUUCCUGUCUCAUUCCAGCUGCUCUGCCAGAGGGUACCAAGGGAGGCUCCCAGAGCCACUGUGGUUGCUUCUGCUGCUGCUACAUGAACUAAGCGAUGUUUUCACAAUGAUGCCUGCUGAGUCAGCAUAUGCCCAUCAGCCAGGAAGGAGAUUCCAAAAUCUGGGGACUUAUUUCAUCCACUUUCAGAGGUCACACAAGUCCAUUCCUUGAAGGGUCUCACAUGUGGGCCCCCUUUGCAUAUGGCGUGGGGUUCUUCAUCCUCCAAGAAACCAAGGCCUUUCAUCCUCCUCACGCCAUAGCAACCUCCACAGGUCAUGCUCACAGGAAGAAAUGCAAACAAAGCUAAUUAUUCAUAUAGAAGAUAUUUUGGAAUAAGGACCACCUUGCUCCUAUAAUGUUCUCAUCACGUACCCUUUACAAGCUUUCCAAAAUAAGUUUCUCACACGCAUUUGGUUAAGAAGCCCCUUUACAUGCUUUAAACUCUGCUUCUAAAAGAGGAGCUAAAGGGUCCACAUGCUUACUCUUCAACCCUCCUCAUUUGAUAACAUGUUUCAAUAUAAAGUCACUUCCUACUGCCUAGGAAGCAAAUCACUGUGGCACUUGGCUUGCAGUUGUAUAAAUACAGCAUGGUCAGGGAGAGCUUGCAAAGAAUUAUGGGGAAGCACAGCGGAGGAAAGCUCUGAGUUAAUGACACCAUUUCACCAACCUGAUCCUCCUUGGGUAGGGGAGAGGGAAAUGAGGCGUGUGCAUUCCUGUGCAUGAAUCUUAUGUGAAUAGUACAGACAUAUGGCACGACUCCUGACUAGCCCCUUUAAAUUCCUUAAGCUGGUUGACCUUUGAUUGUCUGAGGACAACCUUUAACAUAAAGGUUUUGAGGACUGCAACUCUGGGAAGUCAACGGACCAAAGCCAAACUGCAUGAGAACACCGCUGGGGGAGAGUUUGACAGUGGCCACUUGGGAGCAGUGCAAGAAUGGGUGUGUGUUUAGCCCUUUCCUUCCAUGCCAUUUUCCCAAUCAAAAUCUCCUCAGUCUGCUGCUUGCCUCACACUGGCGUGCUCCUUCAAAAUUGUAGCCUCAGUGGCUGCAUUUUAUAACUUUUUUAAAAGUCUGUAAACAGAAUAUUGGAACUACAUGCAACUUGUAGCUCUGUCUUUUCUAAGGUGGCAAACCUGUGAAUUGGUAGUCCCACUUCAAACUGUAUGUAGGUACUCAAACUUGAGUGCUCCCCAACAAAAGAACUCCUUUGUGUUUUGUAUUUUUGUAUCACAGAAUAUUCAGUUGACUGAUCCUCACCUGCAAUCCAAAGUGAGAAAAUCCAGACAUGUUUUACCAUCACAGUAGGGUGUAGGCCUCAGUUAUAUUAGUGUGGCAGGGGAACCCCGUCCAUUAGGGUUAUUCUGUCUGCAUUUGUGAGACUUCUGAUGGCCCAGAAAAUUAACAUUGGCCAGCAUCCAGACUAACAAAGCUAGUGCUGCUAACACUGCACUGGUGCUGCAGGAGAAUGGCGGUUUCCAUUGUUCUCCCCUUCCCUCUGAAGCCAACUGUGACUCCCAAAAAUAUGUCCCUGAGAACUGCAUGGCCCUCAUUCUUAAGAGUCACAAUCAACUUCAUGGGGAAGGAGAGAGCAAUUAAAAUCACCCCUCCCCUGUAGAACCAGCAUAGUUGCACUAGCAUGUUAUUCUGAAUGUUGGCCACUAAUUAGAGUUAUUUAUGUGGCUGGUCAGUCUCUUCCAGGCUGAAAAUCCCAUAUCUAUAAAGGUUUCUCUUAACUGGUUCUUCCACAUUAUGUGUUAUAUUAGCCUAUGUCUACACUAUUCAAAAAGGUCUACCCUCUGAGAUCAAAGAACAUAGAAAUCAUUUUGGCAAUCAUUGCAUAGCAUCUCCCUCCAUAAAAUACAGAUACACAAUUUUUCCCCACCAAGAAGUGCUUUUGUCUAAAGGUCAUGAAGGGGACCACCACAACUACAUAACUGUUUUGGUUUUUUUUAUAAAAUUUAAAUAGAAUGUUAAUGUAUGACAUUUAGAAAUCAAGGAACAUGGUUUUUUUUUUAAAAAGAGAAAGCUGUUUCUACAAAAUAAAACCACAUAAAAUUAGCUGUGAAGAGUCUGAAAAGUAGAGCUUGAAUAUUGCCCUACAUUCCUCUGAUGAAAUUUGAAUUUCUCUGUUUAACAACAGCAUAACAGUGAUGAUGGCUAAUACUGGCCAUUAAAAACCACACACACAUGCACAGAGCAAAAGGAAUAUUUAGACUGAAUUGUAGAACAGUGCAAAACCACCGCCUUGUGGUGAGAGCAAGAAAAUACAAUGAAUGGAAUCAAGUGAGUGGUGUCAACUUUCUGCUUUUGAGGGAGACCCAAUUGAGUCAUCAGUCUUAUAGAACCCUAGUCAAAUAGGGUCUCAUUAUGGGUAAGUAAGUACCUGAGAGCACUCUGUCGUGGUGGGUAAGCCUGGCCUACUCUCCAUGCAGGAGUCCUUUAAUAUACUCUGUAGCUCUGAAUAGGAUUGUUCCUUUUGCAUGAGAUCAAGAUAUGCCAGGAAUGCUGACAUACUGUCAUCUGGACAAUAUUAAAAGAAGAAACAAUCUGCUCUACAGAUUUCUAAUGUAAAGCAGGAUAUGGUACUGCUAUGGGUAUGUGUUGUCACAGGGCAGAACCAGACAUUAUGAGGGAAACACAGGUUUCCUUGCCUCAUAUUUCUUUCACAUUGCAGGGACAGGAUGUGGACUUGCAGGAGAGAAUCUGGGGACAAGGCCUGCUUAACCCUUCCCCUAUCAGCCAAUUUCCCCCUGCAACUGACUUAUCAGCCAUUUUAAUUUCUUCUCCAGCCAGGUCCUAAAAUUAAAAGUAAUUUGGGAGAGGCAUUUGUAGAGAAGAAUCAGCCGCUGUGGGAGGAGUUCAUAUGUGGGAGGAGCCCACCCUCCAAUCCGCCCUGCCUUUUAAUUCUCGUUAGCUUACUAAAUGCCAUUUUGGAAGCACAUGUGUGCUGGAAUAUCUAGUCCCAAACACAGCUGAGACUGCAGUGCAACAAAAGAAAGGAACGCCGGGGGUGGGGGGGGAUGACAUACCAUAUUGCCAAGUAUGGAAAAUGAGGACUACCUGAAAAUAUUUUUUUAAAAAACAAAAAAUGUAUAUGAACAUUUUUUUAAAUGAUAUUUCAAAAAGGUAGCAUCCAAAAGUAACAUCCAAUCGAAUCAAAGAGCAUGUACUCCGCUCUUGCUUGUCAUUGGGAUCUGGAAGCUUCUUCUUGCAGAUUCUUCAUGUGGAAGAAAUCUAUCAUGAUUUAUGUUGGUUAUUGUCAACCAAGUUCCAUGAAGAAGGCUAAUGCCAAACCAAGCACUAAAACAGCAUUCCGUCAACAAAGUUAUUGAGAGUCACACAAUCAAAACUUGUGUUCUACCCGGGUUUGGGAGCUGUGUGUGCUCCCAGUUUUCAGUUGUGUGGGAGCAAGGAAAAGCCAGGUUUUCCUCCUACUUUGGUUCCAUACAAUGAGCCAGGUCUAAGCGGCCCGCUCUCCCCGCAGACGAUCACGGAGGGAGCCCUGGGCAGCCAGAUCAUCCGCCCACACGAUUGCCGGUUCCGUAACGGAGCCAGUGGGGGCUAGGGGGAGCGGGGGCCAAUCAGCCCCCCGGAAGCUCCAGCAUGCCCUGUGCGAGUGCGCAGGUCAUGCUGUUGAGUCCCCCAGAAGGUCUCCUCAUGAGUAGGCGUGGCACAGAGCCUCACCGCGGCUACUCACGAUCUUCAAAACCAGGUUUGUGGAGCGCUUGCUUGCUCCACAAACCUGGUUUUAGGGCAGGGGUAUUUAGGCAGGUUUCCCGCCUAGAACCACCAGGCUCGCAGCCAAGCCCGGUGGUUCACACGAUGGGACAAAAUCGGGCUAGCCUCCGCUAGCCCGAUUUUGCCCCAUCAUGUGAAUAGCCUCAAUCACUUCUACCUAGGUUUUCCUCCUACCUUGCUUCCACACAGUCACAAAUUGGGAGCACACACAGCUCCCAAACCUGGGUAGUAUACAGUUUUCGAUUGUAUGAAUGACCUCAUUGUAUUCAGACACAGGUACUUAACUAUAUACUGUCCCCUUAAGCCCAACUCACUUCCCAGACACACCCAUCCUUGGACUAGAAAAAAUCCUGCUGCAGGCCUGUUUUCAUAGGCCUACUGGGGAACCGCAUAGGACCCUAUUUGAUACACCUGUUAUGUUACCAACAGCUGUGUGGAGCCUAAAUGAGUAAUUCAACAGAGUUCAACAGCAAAACAAGAACUAAGUUUGCUAUUCACAACAGAAGAACAUUGUAUGACAUUUUCAGGCAGCUUGCCUUUCCCAUAUAUAAGAACAGGUUAGGAGUCGAGCAUUGCUUGAACACUCCUUUCCUACAAUGUUAUCUUUUCCAUCAUGUUCACUUGUGCCUGUGGUAAUCAGCAGAUACAAAUUGCUUUUUACCUCAAGCUGUACUCCUGUCUAACAGGCACUCUUCCAAGAGCAACAGGGACCACCUGCCAGAGUGGUGACAACCCCAAAUGUUGCUAAUUGAGUUUUCUUCAAAAACAAGGUUUCCAUUGUGGUAUUGGAAUCUGUCAAGGCAGAUGGACCACUGACUCCUUCUCACACUAUCAGCAAGAAAUCCAUUUGUUCAUAUGUGACAGACGCCUACAAGCAUGCACUGAAUCUCUACUAACCAUAGUAACUUCAUAACAACUUAUUAUCCAAAUUGCAUUGGUGUUCACACAUCAUUGACAGAGAAUCCCGUAGCACUCUAAAGACUAAUGGCCAGGAUUGAAAAAGGCUUGUGUGUGCAUGCAAUACACACAGGCCUUUUAAGUAUGUGUUGAAAUGGUGUGCCAUUUUCCCCACAGCAACCGAUCACACCUCAGAGAGUGCCAUUCUGGAGUGGUCCCUCCACUGGAAAAGGGAGAGUGAAAAACUCCUUUGCAUGCUUAAUAAACUGUAGGUGGCUGUUAGAUUCCAGACUAAGAAAAUUAUAGCAGUGCAUAAACUAGACUCUUAUUGAUGAACACCGAUGUUAACAGAGAUGUGUUUCUCUUUAAGAUGCCACAGGACUCUUGGUUGCUUGUACAGCAACAGACAAAUGUGGCUACUCUUUUGGGAUUUUUCCCCUCAAAGUAGGGUAAUCAAGUAUAUUACAAAUGCACAUUUCCCCGUGUAGACCUGAUGAUGAAGCUUGUUGUGAAGCCCCAAACCUUGCAGAACUUCUCGAAGUCAACUAGGGCAUAUCCACACAUCACAACAUGUGGAUUAUGCUAUUUAACCCAACCAUUCCUCCUUCAUAUGUGCAAAUCAAUGUUAUCCAGGAGAAGAAAAUGAGGGCAUUAAUACUCUCUGAGUGCAUGGACUGUGAAGGGAUAUAAUCGACACUGGGUCCAUGAUAGAAGUCCUUGCAGUGAGCUCCACAUGGACAGCGAGGCUUCUGCUUCUCUGACAGCAACAUUCUACAUGAUUUGUCAUCUCGUUUUUGAAACUUGGGAGAAUUUCCAAUGUGAUUCGUGAUUUGCUAUACAAUAUAGAGAGCUGCUGUUUGAAAAGUGAGCAGCCCUAGGGUAUGGAUGGAAAGGGGAUCUCUGGAUUGUAUAGUGUGUAACUAUACAGCUAGGGAGUGGUAUUUAUUCUGGCCUGAAGCAAAAAGAGUUUUUAUGUGCCCUCUAUAUUGACCGAGUGUAAGAAAACCUAUUUUUCUAUUCUACAUCGCUCAACUUCCUGAAAGGCAGAAUGGGCCAAAAAUUGUUAAAGCAAGAGACGCCCUUUUCAAAAGGAAGGGAAACCUCUGUGAUAAACCACUGUGAUGCUGGAGUUUACUGGGAAUGCUGAAAACAGCACACCCCCUUCCUGUUUAUGAUGUCCCUGCCUGGGAUACUUCCCCCUUCUUGUCCUGUGCAGGGAUAUGACUAGGUGCUCUGUUGACUAUUUCCAUUAACCCUUCAAUCCACAGUGCCUAUGGCACUCCAGUACUGCCUAAAGGAUGAUGAAUGCUCUAUGCGUUCAGACAUUACUGUAUCAACAAGGGAAGUCGGGUGGGAUGGGAGGAAGCUGAUUUAAAGGAGACCAGAACCCCGCUCAGAAGAUUAAACUGCAUAAAUGCCUGAACUUUGGCUGGUGUCACUGUUGCUUUCUCACAAGGAUAAUUCAAAAAGAUUUUCAAGACUCUGACCCCUCCUUUGUACAUGCAUUAUUCUGGAACUGUGCUUAUUAUUUAAUAGAAGAAACAAAAGAGGCAACAGCUCCCUUUGAGUGACUCGGACGAACUACAUCUCAUCAGUAAAACAGAAUGAGGGAGAGAGAGAAAAAAGCAACCGCCCUCCCAAUGAUCCCGUAACGGAACCGUAGCUCAGAGAAUGGGAUAUACGCUUGUUAACCAUUGUUAACUAGUAUUUUUAGUCCUGAUUGCUCUUAGACUCUGUAUAGUUCCUUUUUUAAUGCAUUUUCUAUACGUUAAUAAAAGAUUCCAAAGGAGAACA
Molecule: messenger RNA, 11447 nt
Organism: Hemicordylus capensis (graceful crag lizard)
Lineage: Eukaryota; Metazoa; Chordata; Lepidosauria; Squamata; Cordylidae
Gene: TNR
Product: tenascin R
Exons: 23
Coding region: 527-4597 (1356 amino acids)
Molecular function (GO): protein binding
Source: RefSeq, a predicted model, not a curated record